Molecule: messenger RNA, 735 nt
Organism: Oryza sativa Japonica Group (Japanese rice)
Lineage: Eukaryota; Viridiplantae; Streptophyta; Magnoliopsida; Poales; Poaceae
Source: RefSeq, a predicted model, not a curated record
UUUUAAUGUGUUACUUUCAGGUUUCUGGAUCCAAUAUUCUUUGGUGAAUACCCUAGAGAAAUGAGAGAGAUCCUCUCAUCAAACUUACCAAAGUUUACACCAGAAGAAAAGAAGUUGUUGCAAAACAAGGUGGAUUUCAUUGGGAUAAAUCAAUACACAGCAAUUUACGCAAAGGAUUGCAUCUAUUCUCCGUGCGCACUUAACACAUAUGAGGGGAAUGCUCUCGUCUACACCACCGGUGUAAGAAACGGUGCAAAAAUCGGGAAACCUACUGCAUUUUCAACGUAUUUUGUUGUCCCAGAAAGCAUAGAGUCGGCUGUCAUGUACGUCAAUGGUAGAUAUAAGGACACAACAAUCUACAUUACAGAAAACGGCUACUCACAACAUAGCGAUACCAACAUGGAAGAUUUGAUCAAUGACGUUGAAAGGGUCAACUACCUGCAAGGUUACCUCAAGUAUCUUUCCUCGGCGGUCAGGAAGGGAGCAAAUGUAGGGGGGUACUUCAUGUGGUCACUCAUCGAUAAUUUUGAGUGGGUAUUCGGUUACACCAUCAAGUUUGGGCUGUACCAUGUGGAUUUUGACACGCAGGAGAGGAUUCCCAAGAUGUCUGCCAAGUGGUAUAGAGAUUUCCUCACGGGCUCCAAUGUAACAGACGAUACCCAAGUGUGGUCACGUAGAGCAGAUUCUUGAAUAUUCCGAUACAAGUAGCUAUACUACACCGGGGAACUGUUUUAA